Pygocentrus nattereri (red-bellied piranha) is the source of this 1085-nucleotide messenger RNA. RefSeq names its product metabolism of cobalamin associated C (gene mmachc). Lineage: Eukaryota; Metazoa; Chordata; Actinopteri; Characiformes; Serrasalmidae. Gene Ontology annotation, biological process: cobalamin metabolic process. Bases 39 to 818 code for a protein of 259 amino acids. Gene Ontology annotation, molecular function: cyanocobalamin reductase (cyanide-eliminating) (NADP+) activity; FAD binding; demethylase activity. The transcript is spliced from 4 exons. The record is from RefSeq and is a predicted model, not a curated record. Gene Ontology annotation, cellular component: cytoplasm.
UCCAUUUCCCAUAAGUCGGGAAAUCCCUACGCUUCCAUAUGGCGACCCCCUGCGACAAUGUGGAAAAUGUUGUGGGGACACUAAGGGAGUCUUUAAAGUCGUUAGGCUUUGAAGUUUAUCCUUUCAAGAUUGGAUGGUACAAUGCAGUUGUUUCUCAGGCCCAUCACCUCCAGUAUUCAGCAGACACUCUGGCAGUGGUAGUUCUGAGCACCCCGUCCAUGUUUGAGAACUUAUUCCUACCAUUCCUACAGGGAUGUUCCUGGAAAGGCAUCAGCGAUCCUAUAGACCAAUGUGUAGCUCAUGCCAUCUCCACCUGUGUCUCUGAGCAUUUUCCUGAUCGAUCUGUGGACAUCAUUUAUGAUUAUGAGGUGCUGCCCAGCCGAAAACCAAAAUUUCUGGCUCAGACUGCAGCUCAUGUAGCAGGAGCAGCACGCUACUACCAGCAGUCAGAUAUCCAAGAUCCACCAUGGGAGAACAAGAAGAUGUUCGGAGUGUGUAUACACCCUCGGCUGGGGGGCUGGUUUGCCAUCCGUGCUCUGCUGGUGUGGAAGGAUGUUGAAGUGGGUGAAGAAAUGCAUCAGGUAGCUCCCACUGACUGUGUUAGCUCACAGGAGGCCAGGAUAGAGCUGCUGGAGAGAUUUAACUACCACUGGCAGGAUUGGACCUACAGAAACAUCAUACCUGCGGAAGAGAGCUAUUCUCCUUGGCAGCAAGAGUAUUUUAUUACUCCUCCAGCUCAGCGGGGGGCGCUGCUCAAGCAGUGGGGCUUUCUCCCAGAGACAGACUCUGAAGUGCAGUCUUCAAUCAACAAACAGUGAUGACUGCAGGUAGAGGAAGAAUACUCUACUGCAGACUUUGCUUCAAUGAAUGACUUUUAGUGUACAUAAGAAGUGUAAAUUGUCUACAUUUAGAUAAGAAGUGCAAUAAGUAAUUGUAUAAGGAUGGAUGAAUCUCUUGUAGCCAUAAGCCUACAGAUGGCUGAUUCCACAAAAACUUGCACACAUUACUGUAUUUGAUUGUGAUUUACUUCUUGUUAUUGACAAAACUGACUAAAUCAAACAUUAAAAAACAGAAAUGCACAGUAA